Molecule: messenger RNA, 903 nt
Organism: Mesorhabditis spiculigera
Lineage: Eukaryota; Metazoa; Nematoda; Chromadorea; Rhabditida; Rhabditidae
Source: the annotation of a GenBank genome assembly
AUGCGGUUGUCGAUCGGUGACCAGCUGGAGUUAUAUGGGAAGAUCAUCGACGGCUGCUUGAGUGACCACAAGGGUAUCGUCACCAAGGCUCCAGUCGAUGCCACGGACUACGUCGUGAUCCAUCUCGAGCACGGCUACACACCGGGAGAGUCGGAGAAGCAGUGGCGCUGCUUCGUGCUCUUCGACGACUCCACUUACAAGAGGACGACGGCAGCGCUUGAGCAAUUCCGGGAUUCUGAUUCCCUGAAUCCGGAAAUCCAAGCGCUCUUUCUAGGAAACACCACGACCACGCAAGUCACUGAGCUGCCCCAUAACUUCUUCACAACUGCAUCGACAUCGCUGAACGACAGCCAGCUCCAGGCGAUUCAGCUCGCGGCCACCCACCGUCUAUCGCUGAUCCAGGGGCCGCCCGGGACCGGAAAAACUACAACUUCGGCACAGUUGGUCCAGAAGCUGCGCCUUCUUUUCGGGCAAAUGGUGAUGGUCUGUGCCCCAUCGAACACGGCUGUCGACACCUUGGCUGCUCGGAUCGCAGCAACCGGCCUCACAGUGAUCCGCUUUGUAUCGAAGAGGCGAGACCCCGACACCGAUCCGUUCCGGCACCUGCGGUACGAGGAGAAGAUCAAGAAUCACCGAAAUCUCCGGCCUGGAACCCGCUCAAUGAACAGAGUUUUGCCGAAUGGAGCGUCAAGUUCACUCAGAGAUCUUCGCAGCGACAGACGUCGUCUGUGCGACAUGCGUCGGCGCCGUCUCGCCGGUUGUCAAGGACCUACACUGCAGAUCCGGCUUAUCGACGAGGCCACUCAAGGCACGGAGCCAGAGCUCCUGAUACCGAUGAUGCGAGGCAUCGAAAGGCUCAUCCUCGUCGGCGAUCAUCGGCAGCUGGGCCCUGUCGUCUUAUGC